Messenger RNA from Lathyrus oleraceus (garden pea), 1685 nucleotides. Its product is annotated as amino acid transporter AVT6A. NCBI's taxonomy places the organism in Eukaryota, Viridiplantae, Streptophyta, Magnoliopsida, Fabales, Fabaceae. Gene Ontology annotation, biological process: amino acid transmembrane transport. Gene Ontology annotation, molecular function: L-amino acid transmembrane transporter activity. The coding region runs from base 100 to 1533 and encodes 477 amino acids. The record is from RefSeq and is a predicted model, not a curated record. Gene Ontology annotation, cellular component: membrane. The transcript has 5 exons.
GUAUUAUUAUGAGAUAUAUAUCAUAGGAUGACAAGUAAGAGAGAGAAAGACAUUAAGCAUUAGAUCAUUGCCAGUUGUAACAUCAGCAGAAACAUCAAUAUGAAGAAACACAACAAUCCCACAAGAACAAAAGAAAUUCUUAUAGAUGAAUCUCCAUUACUACAAAGUGAAGUUGAUGUUCAACAUGAUGAAGAUGGAUCCAAAUCCAAUUCUAACAACAAUGAAUCAUCAUCAGCAUCAUUUACAGGUUCUGUAUUCAAUUUAUCAACCACCAUAAUUGGUGCUGGAAUCAUGGCUUUGCCAGCAGCCAUGAAAGUUUUGGGUCUAACAAUUGGUAUUGUUUCCAUCAUCUUCCUUGCUUUUCUUGCUCAUACCUCUUUGGAAAUUCUCAUGAGGUUUAGUAAAGUUGCUAAGGCUCAGUCUUAUGGUGAUGUUAUGGGGGUUGCUUUUGGAAGUGCUGGAAGAUUGGUUUUUCAGAUUGCUGUUCUUUUGAACAACUUUGGUAUCCUUGUUGUCUACACCAUCAUUAUUGGUGAUGUACUGUCUGGAACAUCUUCAUCUGGAACUCAUCAUUUCGGUGUACUCGAAGGAUGGUUCGGCGAACACUGGUCGACCGGGCGGACUUUUGUUCUUUUCGUGACAACCCUUGUUGUAUUUGCGCCAUUAGGAUUCUUUAAAAGAAUAGAUUCACUGAGAUAUACUUCUGGUUUAGCAGUGGCUCUGGCAAUUGUUUUUCUAGUCAUAACGGCGGGAAUCACGAUCGUUAAAUUGUUCAAUGGAAGUAUAGAGAGUCCUAGGUUGCUUCCUAAUGUUACUGAUAUGUCAUCUAUUUGGAAUCUCUUCACAGCAGCUCCGGUUCUUGUGACAGCAUUUGUUUGUCAUUACAAUGUGCAUACAAUAGACAAUGAACUAGGAGACUCUUCAUCUAUACAACCAGUUAUAUCUGCAUCACUGGUUUUAUGUUCAAGUAUAUACAUUCUCACUGCUUUAUUUGGAUUUCUACUAUUCGGUGAGUCGACUCUCGAUGAUGUACUGGCCAACUUUGAUACUGAUCUCGGCGUCCCUUAUAGCCAUGUGCUUAACGACAUCGUUCGAAUCAGCUAUGCUCUUCAUCUCAUGCUUGUUUUCCCAGUUAUCUUCUUUUCGCUUCGGUUCAAUUUGGACGAUCUUGUCUUUCCCUCAGCAGAGUCACUCGAAUCAGAUAAUUGUAGAUUUUCGUUGAUCACUACUGGACUCAUUUCUUUGCUCUAUGUGGCUGCAAAUUUUGUACCGAGCAUUUGGGAUGUUUUUCAAUUCACCGGUGCAACUGCUACUGUUUGCCUCGGGUUUAUUUUCCCGGCCGCAAUUGCUCUGAGGGAUCCACAUAGCAUUGCAACAAAGAAGGACAAGAUUUUAUCAGUUGUCAUGAUUGUUCUGGCUGUGUUUUCGAAUGUUGUGGCGAUUUACAGCAAUGCCGAUGCUUUGUUCAGAAAACACCAAAGUAACUCAAAUUUAGAGAGAAACUUUGCUUGGCCUAUGAAGAUCCAGCAAUAGUUUUAAUCAGUAUGACACUGUCCAAGGUUUAUGCAAUAGAAUGACAUUUUUAUUCCGUUCGUUUUAAAAUACUCAAACAUAAUUUUAGUGUAUGUUUGGUUUCACUUUUGAGAGAGACAAGAGAAACUUUAGAAGUGUUUAAUUGGUUUUAA